AUGCUAAGUACGCUCGCAGCUUCGGUCCGAUUUCUAUAUUCCAGCAGAUACAUCGCGUGUUCAGCUACUUGGGGUUCGCACAACUACGCGCCGUUGGUUUGGGCCACGACGAAGAACAUCCAACUGAGCCACCACAUGUACCGAUCUAUGCAAGUAAAGACAGAGUCAAAGAAGGUUGGGCAUUUGAGUCCAACGACGCAACUCGUUACCGUCGUUGCACAGACCUUUACCAGGCGAAACCGAUAUGUAAGGGGUCUAUGCAGACUCCAGCAAAUCCAUUGCUUCCUUAGGAAGUACUGCAUCGUUGGCAUGGUUGCGCAAACAUUGCUGCAGUGUCGCUCCGAGUUUAGCAUUGUCCUCCUAGUAUUUCUCGGGCACGGAAUCACUGUGGGUGAAGGCACUACAUCAGAGAGAAAGAAGACUGCUUAUCACACUGAAGAACGGGAGCAACACGAUACUACCGAUUACUCUCUGGAUGCUUGGAUCCGCGGCCCGUUCGACUUGCGCUAA
Molecule: messenger RNA, 510 nt
Organism: Dothidotthia symphoricarpi CBS 119687
Lineage: Eukaryota; Fungi; Ascomycota; Dothideomycetes; Pleosporales; Dothidotthiaceae
Exons: 4
Coding region: 1-510 (169 amino acids)
Source: RefSeq, a predicted model, not a curated record